Molecule: messenger RNA, 264 nt
Organism: Debaryomyces hansenii CBS767
Lineage: Eukaryota; Fungi; Ascomycota; Pichiomycetes; Serinales; Debaryomycetaceae
Product: DEHA2E14102p
Exons: 1
Coding region: 1-264 (87 amino acids)
Source: RefSeq, a predicted model, not a curated record
AUGAUUAUGGAACAAAACACGCAGUGCAAAUAUGGCAUUGUAUGGUCAGUAAAAGGCAAGUUGCACCGCUAUAUACAUAGAGUAGGAGACGACGCAAAUGUAGCUACAGGUCAGAAAGACAUAUGGUUAAUAUUUGUGAUUAUUGGAAUCCUGCAAUCGGAUCUGGAUAAACUACACUUGGAUUGCACACAGGAUGAUAUAUUGGUGCAGACAAUUCUAUACAUAUAUAAGCAUUCAUGGCCCAGCAUGAAUUAUGAAUUAUGA